This is a messenger RNA of Phaethon lepturus (White-tailed tropicbird), 3041 nucleotides long. RefSeq names its product adaptor-related protein complex 2, alpha 2 subunit (gene AP2A2). Gene Ontology annotation, cellular component: AP-2 adaptor complex; membrane coat. Gene Ontology annotation, molecular function: clathrin-cargo adaptor activity. Lineage: Eukaryota; Metazoa; Chordata; Aves; Phaethontiformes; Phaethontidae. The record is from RefSeq and is a predicted model, not a curated record. The annotation marks the transcript as partial. The transcript is spliced from 22 exons. Gene Ontology annotation, biological process: intracellular protein transport; clathrin-dependent endocytosis.
GCAAAAGUAAGGAAGCGGAGAUAAAGAGGAUAAAUAAAGAACUAGCAAACAUUCGGUCAAAAUUUAAAGGUGACAAGGCUCUGGAUGGUUACAGUAAGAAAAAAUAUGUCUGCAAACUGCUUUUCAUCUUUCUCCUGGGGCAUGACAUUGACUUUGGUCACAUGGAGGCUGUAAAUCUGCUCAGUUCCAAUAGAUACACAGAGAAACAAAUUGGAUAUCUCUUCAUCUCCGUACUAGUGAACUCCAACAGUGAGCUGAUUCGCUUAAUAAACAAUGCAAUCAAGAAUGAUCUGGCCAGCCGCAACCCCACCUUCAUGGGGCUUGCUCUGCACUGUAUUGCUAAUGUGGGUAGCCGGGAGAUGGCGGAAGCAUUUGCUGGAGAAAUUCCAAAAAUACUUGUAGCUGGAGAUACUAUGGAUAGUGUGAAGCAGAGUGCUGCCUUGUGCUUGCUGCGUUUAUACAGAACUUCUCCUGACCUUGUCCCCAUGGGAGACUGGACGUCUAGAGUGGUGCAUCUCCUCAAUGAUCAGCACUUGGGUGUGGUUACUGCAGCUACAAGUCUGAUCACCACUUUAGCACAGAAGAACCCAGAAGAGUUUAAAACUUCAGUCUCCUUGGCAGUGUCUAGAUUAAGCAGAAUUGUAACUUCUGCAUCAACAGAUCUUCAGGACUAUACAUACUACUUUGUUCCUGCUCCUUGGUUAUCUGUGAAACUUCUGAGGCUGUUACAGUGCUAUCCACCUCCAGAAGACCCUGCGGUACGUGGGCGUCUAACAGAAUGCCUGGAAACUAUUCUUAACAAAGCACAGGAGCCACCGAAGUCAAAAAAAGUACAACACUCAAAUGCAAAGAAUGCGGUGCUGUUUGAGGCAAUAAGCUUAAUUAUACAUCAUGACAGUGAGCCAAAUCUACUAGUCCGUGCCUGUAACCAGCUAGGUCAGUUCUUGCAGCACCGAGAAACUAAUUUGCGUUACCUAGCACUGGAAAGCAUGUGCACGCUUGCCAGCUCUGAAUUCUCACAUGAGGCUGUGAAAACACACAUAGAAACAGUUAUCAAUGCAUUGAAGACUGAGAGAGAUGUAAGUGUACGACAAAGAGCUGUAGAUCUCCUGUAUGCCAUGUGUGACCGAAGCAAUGCCCAGCAGAUUGUGGCUGAAAUGCUGAAUUACUUGGAGACUGCUGAUUAUUCCAUUAGAGAAGAAAUCGUUCUGAAAGUAGCAAUUCUAGCUGAGAAGUAUGCAGUGGAUUAUACCUGGUAUGUGGAUACAAUCUUGAAUCUGAUUCGCAUUGCUGGUGACUAUGUCAGUGAAGAAGUGUGGUAUCGAGUUAUUCAGAUUGUCAUCAACAGGGAUGAUGUUCAAGGGUAUGCAGCAAAGACUGUUUUUGAGGCCCUUCAAGCUCCAGCGUGCCAUGAGAAUCUUGUAAAAGUAGGUGGCUACAUCUUGGGAGAAUUUGGAAAUCUGAUAGCAGGUGAUCCAAGAUCAAGUCCCCUCAUCCAGUUCAACUUGCUACAUUCCAAGUUUCAUCUGUGUAGUGUUCCUACCCGAGCUCUGCUUCUGUCUACCUACAUCAAGUUUGUGAACCUGUUUCCAGAAAUCAAAACUACAAUUCAAGAUGUAUUGCGCAGUGACAGUCAGCUAAAGAAUGCUGAUGUUGAGCUGCAGCAGAGAGCUGUUGAGUAUUUGAGGCUCAGUACUAUUGCCAGUACUGAUAUAUUGGCUACAGUGCUGGAAGAAAUGCCUCCCUUUCCAGAGCGGGAAUCUUCUAUUUUGGCUAAACUCAAGAAGAAGAAAGGCCCAGGCACAGUUACUGACCUGGAAGAGAUCAAAAAGGAGAGGAGCUCUGAUAUGAAUGGAAGCGCUGAACCUGCCUCUGUUAAUGCUAGUGCUGUUUCUACUCCUUCUCCAUCUGCGGAUCUGCUGGGUCUGGGUGCUGCCCCUCUCACCAAUUCAGCUCCUCCACCUUCCUCUAGUGGUAGCCUGCUGGUGGAUGUAUUUUCAGAUUCAGCUUCUGCGGUUGCACCUCUUGCUCCUGGUUCUGAUGACAACUUUGCGAGCCCUGACCUGGCUUCAUCUGAGGUAGUUUCUGAGGAACCAGCUGAUACUGUGCAUGAUGCUGAUGAGCUUUUUCACAAGUUUGUGUGUAAAAAUAAUGGAGUCUUAUUUGAAAAUCAGUUGCUACAAAUAGGAUUGAAAUCUGAAUUUCGACAGAACCUGGGACGUAUGUUCAUAUUCUAUGGUAAUAAGACAUCAACACAGUUCUUGAAUUUUACUCCAACAGUAAUCUGCUCAGAUGACCUACAGUCAAAUAUCCUUAUUCAGACAAAACCUGUUGACCCCACAGUGGAUGGAGGUGCACAGGUUCAACAGGUUGUGAACAUUGAAUGUGUGUCAGACUUUAUGGAAGCUCCAAUCCUGAACAUUCAAUUCAGGUAUGGUGGAACAUUUCAAAAUCUUUCGGUAAAAUUACCCAUCACGCUGAAUAAAUUUUUCCAGCCAACAGAGAUGUCUUCUCAAGACUUCUUUCAGCGUUGGAAACAACUGAGCAAUCCGAAACAAGAAGUACAGAACAUCUUCAAGGCAAAACACCCGAUGGAUGCAGAGAUCACAAAAGCGAAGAUAAUUGGCUUUGGAUCAGCCCUACUUGAGGAGGUAGAUCCCAAUCCUGCUAACUUUGUUGGUGCUGGUAUCAUACAUACAAAAACUACUCAGAUUGGAUGCUUGCUGCGCCUUGAACCCAACCUUCAGGCACAGAUGUAUAGGCUCACACUACGAACAAGUAAAGAAGCUGUAUCUCAGAGAUUAUGUGAAUUGCUGUCAGAACAGUUUUAAUAUUAACCAUGUCAGUUUUGGUUUUUCCAUUUAUAUCACUGUCAUCAUACUGCAAAUAAAUGUCUUGUACAUCACUGUCCGAGUACUGCAAUGUUAACCAAUACCAGCUCCCUGCCUUAAUAGGACUUGACCCUUGUUUGAAGUUAAGGCUAUAAAAUGUACAGUACAGGGAAGCGACUUUUUACAUUAAAAAUGGCUUUUAGUAUGUUA